Helianthus annuus (common sunflower) is the source of this 2349-nucleotide messenger RNA. Its product is annotated as putative disease resistance RPP13-like protein 1. The coding region runs from base 183 to 2219 and encodes 678 amino acids. Gene Ontology annotation, biological process: defense response to other organism. Gene Ontology annotation, molecular function: protein binding; ADP binding. The record is from RefSeq and is a predicted model, not a curated record. Lineage: Eukaryota; Viridiplantae; Streptophyta; Magnoliopsida; Asterales; Asteraceae. The transcript has a single exon.
AGGACAGGGUAGACAGCACCACAGGAUGCUGAUUGGUGUUCCCAGAUCUGAGCGUGCAAAACAAUACUUCAAACUUUGACCAUAUAUCUGAACCAGUAAUCUACACUUACAACUCUUCACUCUCAAGCUUUCACAACAUCAUACCUUUCAUUUACAAUCUCACCACCGUAAGCAACCAACCAAUGGCUGAACUCGUGCUUUCUGCCCUCCUCCCUGUUCUCUUUGAGAAGCUGACUGAUGCAGCUUUCAAAACCAUUGCUCGCCACAAGGGGAUUGAUGCUGAGAUCAAGAAAUUGCAGAAAUCAUUAAUCUCCAUCCAACUUUAUCUUACUCAUGCUUCUCAGAUGGAGAUAACUGAUCCACCUGUGAAACAGCGACUGAAUGAUCUCCAGCAUCUGGCUUAUGACAUUGAGGACCUCCUCGAUGGUUGGGCAACCGACGCUAUGGACCCUGAGUUCAAGCAAGAGUCAGAAGGCAUCACCAGCAAGGUAAGAAAGCUAAUCACCCCAACUUGUUGCACAACUUUCUCACGGACUACUACUAUGAUUGCCGAGUUAGAUGAUAUUUCCACCAAACUACAAGAUCUAGUUAAGGAGAAAGAUAACCUUGGUUUAGAUAAUCUUGGCUUGAAAGCGGAAGAGGAAGCUAGGCCAAGAAUUAUUAAUAACAGAAGAUUACAAACCUCUGUUGUCAACCCAUAUAGUAUUGUUGGGCGCCAAGCUCACAAAGAUGCACUGGUUCAACAGCUAUUGUUACCGGCUGAUGAACCAUGUGAUCAAAACUAUAGCAUUGUUCCCAUAAUUGGCAUGGGUGGAGUUGGGAAAACUACUCUCGCUAGACUUGUCUAUGAUGAACAACAGGUCAAGGAUCACUUUGAUCUAAAAGCAUGGGUUUGUGUCUCUGAUGAGUUUGAUACCGUUCGUAUAAGCAAAGAGAUCUUUCAAUCUAUGGCAAACAAGGAAGUUUCAGAUUUUAAUCGGCUUCAAGAAGCUCUUAAAGAUCAUGUAAAGGGUAAAAAGUUUCUGUUGGUACUAGAUGAUAUAUGGAGCGAAAGUUAUGAGGAUUGGGAAACCCUCAUCAAACCGUUGUAUACAUGUGCUCCUGGAAGUAUGAUCAUCAUAACAACACGGAAGGAUCAAUUGCUCAAACAGUUGGUUUACAAUCCUCUACACAAGCCUCUACACAGCCUCUCAGAUGAUGACGCUUUGUCUUUACUUGCUCGAAAUGCGUUAGGUGUAGAUAACUUUGAUUCACAUUUGUCGCUUAUACCAUAUGCCCAAGGUAUUGUGAAAAAAUGUGGAGCAUUACCUUUAGCUUUAAUAGCACUUGGUAGAUUGUUGAGAACAAAAAAAGAUGAAGCAGAGCAUUGGAUCAAUGUGUCAAACAGUGACAUAUGGAGAUUAAAAGUUAAGGGUGGAAUUCUCCCGGCCCUAAGACUAAGCUACGAUGAUCUUUCGGUACCAUUGAAGCGGUUGUUUGCAUACUGCUCCUUGUUUCCCAAGGACUACCUGUUUAACAAGGAGGAUCUGGUUUUAUUAUGGAUGUCAGAAGGGUUGUUGUGCCAGCCAACUCUGAUCGACUCAACAGAAGAACUACAAUUGGGUCACGAAUUCUUUGAUGAGUUGUUGUCAAGGUCAUUUUUUCAACAUGCACCUAAUAAUGAAUCAUUAUUUGUGAUGCAUGACCUCAUGAAUGACUUGGCGACAUCUGUUGCUACCGAGUUUUAUUUAAGGUUAGACAACGAGUCAGAGAAGAAUAUUAAGAAGAUGAAGCUAGACAAGUACCGCCAUAUGUCAUAUGUUAAGGAAAAAUAUGUAGCUUACAAGAAGCUCCAGGUACUUGAAAACACCAAAUGUCUAAGGACAUUCUUGGCAACAUCUGUUGGGGAGGUGGAACGUGGGCGGGAAUUUUACUUAUCCAAUAAGAUUCUGACCGGCUUGCUUCCUAAGUUACCAUUAUUAAGGGUUCUAAGUUUGAGUGGCUUUGAAAUAAGUGAGUUACCGGAGUCCAUUGGUACUUUGAGGCACUUGAGAUAUCUUAAUCUAUCUCAAACUCAUAUCACACAUUUACCGGGAAAGGUUUGCAAUCUUGUUAAUUUACAAACGUUGAUCCUGUUUGGUUGUGAUGAAUUAACUGAGUUGCCCAACAACUUCCUAAAUCUGAAGAACCUGCAACAUCUUGACGUUAGGACACCCUGCUUUCAUUUCAGAUGCUGUUAGAGAUUAGCAAGUUGAAAAGCCUACAAGUUACUCUCUCGAAAAUCGAUAUCGAAAGUGAAAGCGGAACUGAAAUAGCCAAACUUAAAGACUUUAAGAAUCUAUAUGAAAAAAUUUCCGUUAAAGGUUUGGA